Haliotis rufescens (red abalone) is the source of this 575-nucleotide messenger RNA. RefSeq names its product alpha-ketoglutarate dehydrogenase component 4-like. Lineage: Eukaryota; Metazoa; Mollusca; Gastropoda; Lepetellida; Haliotidae. The transcript is spliced from 4 exons. Bases 54 to 329 code for a protein of 91 amino acids. Gene Ontology annotation, biological process: 2-oxoglutarate metabolic process. The record is from RefSeq and is a predicted model, not a curated record.
UGUGGAGAAGACACGAGUUAGCUCCCUUCCUUCACUUCCCUUCGUCUGCCAAGAUGGCUGCCUCUGCGGGGAGAGCGUUGUUGAUGAAUGUAAAACCACAUGUGCCUUUGAUAAAGUUUCCAUCCAGAGUUCUUUCCCCAGCAGGUGCAGCAGCCACACCACCCCUAGCACAUGCAUCUUCUCCAGCAAGACCACCAGCAGACAGCAAGCCCAUUGGCCAAGGAACUCGUGGAUCAGGCAUUGAUUAUAAUGAUCUCCCCCCGAAGUACCAUCGGAAAAUUAUAUCUCAAGAGGAAAUGGAAUAUAUAGAAAAAGGCGGCCAAGUGUGAUGUGUGUCCUUCCUGUGUUAAGUGUAGCUCCUCAACACAGCUUCCCUCGUCGAGCUACACUCACACAGUAAUCCUUAGUAAAAUACCUCAUAUUUUCACAAUCACAAGUAAUCAACAGUGGAAACAACAUGACCUUCUGUGAACGGCAGUGGUGUCUAUAGUGCUUGAAUAGGAUGUGGAUGUUAUAAUUAAUGAAUGACUGAAUGAAUGUGUGUAUGUUGAUAAUAAAACUGUGUUUUGAGUUUU